AUGGAGCAUGAUGUGUCUCCCUCAUCCCCAACCUCAGCCUACAAGCGGCAUCAAGAACAGGAUGAAUCUGUGUCAUCCUCGGCCAAGCGCCGUCGAGUACUGCAUGAUUCAACACCAUACAUGACUCCCCAUGAUAAAUGGACGACAAGGCCAAGUGAAAGCCAUCUUUCAUCUGACCCCCGUAACGUCGCGAACCGUAGGCGAAACCAACGUUUUAAAGAGUUAUACGCUGCUUUGGAUACCGAGCUUCCAUAUAGUCACCGCCCUCGUAGCGAAAUCCAAUUGUUGGAGGGAGUUCUUACACACCUUCACCAGAUCAAGGAACAAUUUGAGGAAUCGGAAAAAGCCCGCAAGCAUCAAGAAGAAAGAAAGGAAGCAGCCCUUCAAGAAGCUGCUUAA
This is a messenger RNA of Lichtheimia ornata, 399 nucleotides long. RefSeq lists its product as uncharacterized. Lineage: Eukaryota; Fungi; Mucoromycota; Mucoromycetes; Mucorales; Lichtheimiaceae. The record is from RefSeq and is a predicted model, not a curated record. The coding region runs from base 1 to 399 and encodes 132 amino acids. Gene Ontology annotation, molecular function: protein dimerization activity. The transcript has a single exon.